AAUUUUCUCAGCUUCAGCCAUUAAUAUAACCUCUUAGGCCUCGAAGACAAGACAUCUAAAAGCACCCAAGAUGCGGCACUCCAUCUCAGCCAGGCUCGUGUUAGCAGUCUUUUUUGUCCCACAACUCAGCCUGCCAGAACGCCCAGCAACGGCAAAAUGGUCAAACCACUUCCUCUUGUUCAAGUGAGCCAUGUUUUGCAACAUUGCAACGAGCAGAGCGUGGAAUGUUUCGCAAUGACGGGUGUUGAAUUUCAUUUCCUGACCAAGCAGUGGGAUUUCCCGAAAGUAAUUUCCGAUUUGACUCGACUAUGUAUUAAAUUAUUUCUUGUCUCUUCGGAAUUUAAAGUCGAGCUACGGGGAUCUGUCAGCCAGGACUAUAUGCAACGAGGCAAAGACUUGUUCGCAGGACUGAUUGAGAGUGCCAGACCAGCUGCGAGCUGCGUGAGUGAACCAGACAGCCUUACUCAAUGUAGUCAGCCUGCUGAGGCCCAAACCGCAUCCUAUCACCACCAACCCGACUUCCUGGCUCUUGACCCAGUCGAGGAUGCAGUCGCCUUGGUUACGUGGCAUCAGUUUCUUCUACCUGAGUUUCCACUCAUUGCCAAGCAGUCUCCCAUUCGCGGUAGAUAUUCUGUUUCGCUUGUGGCUCAAGUAAAAGACAACACAAAGCAUCUGAUAAUCAGAUUCCGCAGUUCUGAGAAUCAAAGCAAUGCAUGCCGAGACUUCAUCAGGAAACGCGUCGAGGAGAUUUGCAAGGAACACGGUCGCGUGCAUUUUCCGGUCCAAUUCUCGCAAGGUACUUUGGUUCGACUGCUGGGCACAGCACCUUCCCACAAUGAUUCGGACGACCCUUCCACUGACCAGAAAUUCGCUCACCAUCGAAGAUUUUGGCAAACACCUGGAAUGGGCGCUUCGAUUGGAUUAAGUCAGUGCCCUAAGAUCUCUGCCACACUUGGAGGAUAUAUCUUGGUCGAUGGUAGACUUUUCAUGUUGUCAGUGGAUCACUUCAUCUCUAAGUGCGGCUGUCCGAAUAAGACUACCUCGGUGAGAUCACCAGCACACUCGGACGCGCAGGAGUUGAAGAAACAGGUAGAAGAGAGACUGCAAGAUAUCAAUUCCCGCUUGUCCAGAAACGGGGAAACGGAAAUCAAUCUUUCGAAUUACUCCCAAGUUAUUGACAGGCACACCCAAAUGGAAAUUGACUUAUACGAACGUUUCCGUAGGGAAUUGAUGCAGGACGAAUCAAGGUUCAAUUUUGGACACGUCCAUCGUCGAUCAGGCGAUGGAAGUCCUCCCACAAGGCCCGCCGCGAUCCCUGUCACCCCUGGGGAAGUCCGACGUACAGAUUGGUCCCUUACGGAGGUAACGGAAAGAGCCAGAGUUGGUCAAAAUGCUCAUAGACACAGUCGAAUGAGUGUGCCCACCCUUGAAGAUCUCAGAAGCGAGGUAAUGAAACCCGAAGGGACGGGAGCUUUAGUCACAACCACAGCCAACGUAAGAGGAGGCGAGGCGGUUCAUUAUGUCGGCACUACUAGUGGACUGAGACCUGGAAGAGUCAAUCCUGCGAUUACUCUCUAUGGGACCGAAGGGGGGGAAAUUUCCCAUGAGUGGACCAUUGCCGUGGAAGGAAAUGCCAAACUGAACAGCGAGGCCUUCAGUGGUGACUCUGGUGCCUGGAUUAUGAACGAUGACAAUGAAUUGCUGGGCCACCUAUGGGGUUGGGAUGGUGGACUGCUAUGGUUCACUCCCAUUGCAGAUGUUUUCCAAGAUAUAAGGGAGCAUUUGAACGCUGCGAGUGUUACACUCAGGGAUGACCGACUCCGAUUGAAUAGCCAAGGACUGAUCAGUCGGGGCGAAGGAUGCUCUGAGACGAACAAUGAGCAGCUUGAAGAGCAAGGCACGAAGAUGGCAAGGCCGAACCCGAGCCCAAGCCCGAGUCCAAUGAGGAACUUGUUGUCGCCAACUGACGCCGAAGACAAGGGAAGAAAGCGAAGUUCGAGCGUCGGCAGCGACCUAUCUAUCUUCUCUCUGCCCAGUCUAGGUUCAUCGUCAUCAAUGUCUUCAAUCACGGAAGGCAAUAGCCCCCAAGUACCCGGAUCUCCCUGUUCAUUCACGGCUUUUGACGACAUAGGAGACUCUGAAAUCGUAUCCCAGAAGCUUCCGCCCACAGACGAGAGUUGCGACUGGUACGAUGUCCGACAGGAUGCAGAGUUGAAAGAUGAGGAAUUCUCACGAGAGGAUACUUUGGAACUCACACUGAGGCCAAGAAGAGUGGUGGGAAUCAAGACUUUUUGAUUUCCAUGUAGGCAUCGGCUUUCAUGUCCGAUGCGUGGACAAUACACUGAUAGAUCUCAUUUGUUAUGGUUUCUUAGCUUCAUCAUUGUUUAUUUCCCCGUCUUAACUCCGAAGUCGAAGCUCUUCCUCGAGCUCUUACACAACCUAUUUCCGCACACGAUGGUCACGACGAUGAAUGGGAACUGUUCGAUCACAUCGCCACUCUUUUGUCUUUCUCUAAGUUAAGUGUGCGUUGAUUUCCUUAUUUUCUUUCUUCUCUCCUAAUCAAAUUGUGUUAAAUCUGUCAAUAUAUAUGGUAUCUGCUUACUGGUCACAAAUUGUUCAGAGACAUCUUUGUUAUAUGUAGGCUAUCACUCAUUUGCACUCGAGGCUAUAUCAUUCCA
Aaosphaeria arxii CBS 175.79 is the source of this 2678-nucleotide messenger RNA. RefSeq lists its product as uncharacterized. The coding region runs from base 157 to 2295 and encodes 712 amino acids. Lineage: Eukaryota; Fungi; Ascomycota; Dothideomycetes; Pleosporales. The transcript is spliced from 2 exons. The record is from RefSeq and is a predicted model, not a curated record.